CUUCUCUUGUUUUCGAAUAAAUAUUUAGAUAUCUCACCAGAGAAGAUACCAGGAUCAUUACUGGAGGUUACGAAGCUGAUCACAUCAUAUUUAGACUUCUUCGAUUUGGCGAGAGUUGGCUGGCUCAGACGCGGACCAAGUUGUCGAUAUAUCCCUUCUUAUUUCGUUCUCUUCAUAGAUUCCCUUCAACCCUACAUUUUGGCUACCAUGUUUCUCCCUUAUUCGCGUUAUUUGAGCAGGAUGCUCCUCCAUAGACCCAAGUCUUUGUCUCUCAAUCUCCGUCCACUAUGCUCCCUGUUCUCGUCAUCAGCAAGAUGCAAUGGUUACGACGACACUAUUCAGAACUUAAAGAUCGGAAAGCACACUCGCGUCAUAUUUCAAGGAUUCACUGGCAAGCAGGCUACGGCCAACGCAAAAGAGUCGAUAGAAUGGGGAACCCAGAUUGUGGGAGGAGUUAAGCCAAAUGGAUCAGGCGAGCACCUAGGUCUUCCGGUCCUCCCUUCGGUGCGAGCGGCAAUGGAGCAGCUGAAGCCAGAUGCUACUGGAAUCUACGUUGCGGCACAUCAAGCUCCUGCAGCAAUAGAGGAAGCAAUUGAGGCAGAGGUACCAUUGAUUGUAGCCGUUGCAGAACAUAUCCCUUUGCAUGAUAUCAUGAGGAUACACUCGAUGCUUUCCACGCAGUCCAAGUCUCGAUUAGUCGGCGCCAACGCACCUGGAAUUAUCUCUGCAAUUGGGCACUGUAGGAUUGGCUUCCAGCCUCUUCCUACUUUUUUACCUGGCCACAUUGGUAUCGUGGCUAAAUCUGGUACUUUGUCCUACGAAACUGUGGGCUCACUGACUCGAGCCGGGUUAGGACAGAGCCUCUGCAUUGGAAUGGGCGGAGAUGUGAUCGCCGGAACUAAUUUCGUCGAUGCUUUGCGGGUUUUUGAGCAUGACAAUGAUACUGAAGCUAUCAUAAUCAUUGGGGAACUAGGUGGCACGUCUGAAGAGGAAGCUGCGGACUGGAUAGCGGAUUAUAGGAAGCGGGUUAGAGAUCCAAAGCCGAUUGCUGCAGUCGUAGGUGGAUUCCAAGCAGCUCCAGGGCGAGUCAUGGGCCAUGCUGGUGCUUGGACCGGCCUCGGAGAGGGGACUGCUGAAUCUAAGUACAAGGCACUCGAAAAUGCUGGAGUAACCAUGGUUGAUCAUCCUGCAAAAUUCGGAGGAGUCAUGAAAGAAAUCCUUGCCAUAUCCGGGAGAGACGGAUUUAAGAUUCAAUCAGCUACUCAAGCCCAACAACGUCGAUCCUACCAUACUUCCCGACUCCCAACUCGCCCGCGACCUCCUCCCGCAACUGUCCAGUCAUCCCGUCAACAACGUCUUCUCCAUCUGACAGCAGACCAAUCCUCCUCACUACUAAAAUCCUACAAGAUCCCUAUCUCUCCUAAACCGUUUCCCGCCCCGGAAUCAACACACUUUCUUGGAAUAACCGUCGCACGCUCCGCCCGCAGUCCCUGCAUUAUCGCUGCGCCCACUACGAAUCCAGAGCAACUCCAUUACCGUGUCCAACGAUUUCCAUUUGACUUCCGCAAUGGCCCGUCCCAGGAUACAAUUCAAUCUGCACUCUCAUACCUGCAGCUCGACGCCGCACCCCUCAAAGCAAAAACCCAGGUCGUCGAGCUAAUGCAAAAUCUCUGGAAACUAUAUCGCGAAAAAGAAGCCAUCAUCGCGGCCGUCUCGCUCUCUCUCUCAAACAACCAAGAUGAACUCAUCGUGUACAACCCAUACCUCUACUUCGACGACGCAGCCUUUAAAUCUAACAAACGGCAAUCCGAACUCCAUAAUCUGCGUGACACAUCCACAGUUCCGCCGACCGAGCUCGAAGCCGAAAAAAGCGGCAUCGUAUUCAUCCCUCUAGUCUCCCCUUCCCCAUUCUCCACCUCCACACAAACGCCUCCGACCAUCUCCGCAGAAGCCCCAACCAACCUCAUCGGCACCCUCGUCAACGGCGCCGGCCUUGCUAUGAACACAAACGACGUCCUCCACCUACGUCUCUCCUCCCCCCAAAAUCCCUCCCUUCCCUCCACUUCCUCCGCCAACUUCCUCGACACAGGCGGCAAAGCGACCUCCCAAACCAUCUCCACUUCCUUCAAGCUUAUUCUCUCUGAUCCGCGUGUUUCCGUCGUCUUCGUGAAUAUUUUCGGGGGCCUAACGCUGUGUGACAUGAUCGCCGAAGGCAUCAUCCUCGCGUUCAAAGAAGUUGGUGUCGAGAAACCGGUGGUAGUGAGAUUGCGGGGCACGAAUGAAGAGAUGGGGAGGGAGGUGUUAGAGAAAGCGAGUUUACCGAUAAGGGCGUUUGAUGAUUUUGAGGAGGCGGUUAAAGAGGUGGGGCGACUAUCUGGUGGGGGAAGGCCGUAACGGGGGGGCAUAUGGGAU
Lindgomyces ingoldianus is the source of this 2412-nucleotide messenger RNA. RefSeq names its product succinyl-CoA ligase-like protein subunit alpha. Gene Ontology annotation, cellular component: mitochondrion; succinate-CoA ligase complex (ADP-forming). The record is from RefSeq and is a predicted model, not a curated record. Gene Ontology annotation, biological process: tricarboxylic acid cycle. The transcript has 4 exons. Lineage: Eukaryota; Fungi; Ascomycota; Dothideomycetes; Pleosporales; Lindgomycetaceae. Bases 208 to 2394 code for a protein of 728 amino acids. Gene Ontology annotation, molecular function: succinate-CoA ligase (GDP-forming) activity; succinate-CoA ligase (ADP-forming) activity.